AUGACCGCCAAACCACUUCUGAGAGACAAGUUCGACCAGCUGGGGUUGGCGGUAAACGAAUACAACAUCGCAGCUACUCAUGAAAAACGUGACAUUGUGAUCAAGAACGGCUGCGAGCUUCAAGAUGUCCUGGCUCAGGCGAACGCCCUGCAGGGGGCCAGAUCAUCAAGCAAAGACGCAAAAAGCCUCAACAGAAAUGUACAGGCAGGCUUGCAGCAGUUUUGCAAAUCAACCCUCCACUAUGCUGCAGUCAUGGAUACACUGGCACAACAUCAUCCUGAAUGGGUCAGUCUAGCUUGGGGAACGAUGAAGCUGUUGCUCAUGGUUCCAAUCGAGUACCAAAAAGUCAAGGAAGGUAUUGUUACCAAUCUUGGACGUAUAGGGAGUAAACUGGAGCUCACGAUGGUCGCACCUUUCGACACCAGGCUCGGGCCCAUUCUCAAGACCAUUGACGAGAAUUACGCCAUCCUGAGACAAGAAGCUGAAAUUCAAUUCAUGAUAUAUCAGUUUCAACGACACUGCAGUAUGCAGAGAGAUCUAUUCGAGAUCAAAGAAGAUCAUGGGCGAAUCAUUGGAGUACUAGAAGGUACUAUCGACAUUAAGAGCCAAUUCCAAGACCUUAAGAAGCAAAACGAUAGAUGGUCAGUGCCAAAAUGUCAACACCAACUGGAAGUUCUAACAUUCCUCUCAGCAUCUGAGAGUCUUGACCGGAAACUUCUGAAACCGCCCGAGCUUGAGAUAUGCGAUGAUUUCUUUCAGGACCUACUUCCCCUGGACAGAAAUCUACAUCAAGUCCAUCUCCAAUUAGAUCUGCUACCAAUGUCUUAUUUGGUAGAGAGCAGCAAUGUCCUUCGUCUUCCUUCAUUCCAGUCAUGGCUAAGCAGUUCAAAAUCUGGUCUUCUCUGGACGACGGACUUGUCUCAAAAGAUUGUGCGUGCAGCUACGGAGAGCGGCUACGAUACACUUUCGUAUUUCGGGAGCCUACAUCGAGGGAGUGACGACGAUACACCAAAGCCGCGCGCUCUCGUACAGAGCUUGCUUUUCGGCAUGCUUCAGAAGUUUCCAACAGUGACUUCACAUGGCGAUCCAGAGCUAUUCAACGCCGAGAUCUUUAUUGCUGCUAAGACAGACCUAGACCUUUCAUGGAGAAUUUUCGUGGAAUGUCUGCGCGCUCUUCCAUCUUCCACCAUCUACAUCAUGAUAGAAGGCGUUGAUCACUUCAACAUGGCUGGGAAUCAAGCUACCGAUUUCGAAUCUUUGCUGAAACGCCUAAGCACAUUGUCAGCUGCUCUAUUGGAUGAUAAAGUAGUCAAGCUUGCCUUGACGUCUGUUCGACCAAGCGCAGGAUUUCAGCACCUGUUUCCCAACCUACAGAGACUCGAGGUUUAUCAUGACCACAAGCUACUUAUACGCGUGCCAGCUGCAGCCGCGCGAAGACGCAAACCCCGAUCAAAGUUGCAGAAGAAGAGACAAUCGCCCCUUUAUUCCCCAGGACCAACGUUGGAGCCAGAACCGACUGAUAUGGGUAGCGACUUUGCCCCUUCUGACUCAAGUGUGGACAGAGGCGGCAAUGUCAGCGACUCAAGCUCAGACUUCGAUAUCUUUGGUAAAAGCAAGAGGGAGAUAGGGCGUGUGAGAUCCUCUUGGUCAAGUCCGACUCCUGAACAUGGCCGGGCGAGUCCUCUUCAACUUGAUUCGGAGAAGAAGGCGAAGUUGACGGGAGAACAAGAGGCCGAGGAUUCCGACAGCUCAUUCGAAAUAUAUGAGGCGCCUACUGCUGCGUUGCCUGACCAAAGCCCAGCCAGCGAAGAAGACCUUUCGGAUUUUGCACCAUGA
Molecule: messenger RNA, 1836 nt
Organism: Colletotrichum lupini
Lineage: Eukaryota; Fungi; Ascomycota; Sordariomycetes; Glomerellales; Glomerellaceae
Exons: 4
Coding region: 1-1836 (611 amino acids)
Source: RefSeq, a predicted model, not a curated record